Messenger RNA from Chiloscyllium plagiosum (whitespotted bambooshark), 2880 nucleotides. It is a transcript of the gene eif4e3, whose product is annotated as eukaryotic translation initiation factor 4E family member 3. Gene Ontology annotation, molecular function: RNA 7-methylguanosine cap binding; translation initiation factor activity. Gene Ontology annotation, cellular component: eukaryotic translation initiation factor 4F complex. The record is from RefSeq and is a predicted model, not a curated record. Gene Ontology annotation, biological process: translational initiation. Lineage: Eukaryota; Metazoa; Chordata; Chondrichthyes; Orectolobiformes; Hemiscylliidae.
CAGCCCGGGUGGCUGGCGCCGCGCAUGCGCCUCGGUCGGCUGUUGUUGUUGUUGUUGAAAAUGGCGAUCCCGGCGAGUGAGGAUUUACAGCAGCGGCUGGAGAAGCAGAGGGAGAGCGCGGUUACCCCGCCGGCCGCCGAGCACGACACCAUUCACCUCAACCAGGAGGAGAUCAACAAUCACGACAAGUCCGGCGUCCCUCUCAACUCGCCGUGGACUUUUUGGCUCGAUCGGUCAGUUCCUGGAACAACUGCAGCAGAGUGUGAAUCCAACUUGAAAAAAAUUUACACUGUGCAAACUGUCCAGAGUUUUUGGAGUGUCUACAACAAUAUUCCUGCAGUGACCAGCUUGCCCCUCCGUUGUAGUUACCACCUAAUGAGAGGAGAGAGACGACCAUUGUGGGAAGAUGAGAGUAAUGCCAAAGGAGGAUUGUGGAAAAUGAAAAUCUCAAAAGAGCAUACUUCCGCUGUUUGGAAAGAACUACUACUGGCCACAAUAGGUGAACAGUUUGUAGAUUGUUGUACAUCAGAUGAUGAGGUAGUCGGUGUCAGUGUCAGUGUCCGGGAUCGUGAAGACAUUGUUCAAGUUUGGAAUGUAAAUGCUGCUAGAACAAAUGAAGUAACUAUUAUACAGAAGAUUUAUGAACUUCUCCCAAAAGUAAUUUUUAAGGCAGUUUUUUACAAACCUCAUGAAGAACAUCAUGCUUUUGAAGGUGGUCGUGCAAAGCCAUAGUGAUUCACAUCAAGCACUUUGUGUGGAGAGCUGAGAAUUUGUAUGUAAGAUUAGAGAGUUGGACUCUAACCACCAAAAUGGUGAAUUCGACAAGAAUUUUAACAUUUUAAAAAGAAUCAGGUGACUAAUUCUCAAAGGAAAGCAAGUGAAAUGUUGCCAUCUUUGUAUAUUAGUUGUUUUGUGACUUGCAUUAAUAUCUCUAUUUGGAAAAAUUUUUCUCUAACGGCAGGAAUGUUGUUCACCAUUGAUUAGAUAUUCUUAAUUUUAAUAUUAGAUAGCUUUACUUUUGCUUUUGACUGCAUUCCUGUUCUUUCAGUCUUGAAGUUUCUAACUGUGAUUUAAGUAUUACUUAGCAAGUGGUUGCUAAUAUAUUCAUAAGACCUGGUGUUUAAUCUGAAAAAAACUAUCAAAGUAGGAAUAUUGAUUCACACCAUAGUAAAACAUGGUUAAUGGUAGCAUAUUUCUAGUUGAUCAUGGUUUUUUAAAAUAAAAGUGAUUGUAUUAUGUGAUCAUGUAAGUCACUGUAGUUUUUGGUCUUGUGGAUGCUUGCACUGAUAUACAAAUAUUUCCAUCAGCAGAAAAUGCAGCAGAUUGUCUGAAAGAACUGUCGAGUUUGUGUUCUCCUUCAUUACCUUGUAUUAUACAACUUUAUUUGGUAAUAAUUAGAAUUUUAGGCCAUUCAUUUGCAAUGUAUUGACCUACUUCUCUUCAUUGCUAGUUAUCUACUUCACUUGUUUAAAAGUCGUACUUGAAUUCAGGAGUUUUUGAAAUUUCUUAUUAUGGCACCUUAAACUAGUUUUCGUUCUGUCUGUAGAGAAAGAGCAUGCAGUAAGUAGUGUUGCAGUAGGUUUUUAUUCUGUUACAGUACUUGCUGUAUAAGUGCAGUGGUGUUAUGUGAUGUGACUUAUACGUUUCAUUGCUACAGAACCAAAGAAAUCUGUUGUAAAGUUUCGAGAAACUGAAGAAAAGUAAGGAGAAAGCUGUGAAUGUACACAUGCCAUGCCAAAAUAAGAUUAACAUCCAAAUAUUAUUUUGGAAUUGCACAAAAAUGUAACUUGUAAAUUUGAGUGUUUACUGCUAUGAAUUCACUGUGUGUAUGUAUAUAAAGAAAUACAGAAAACGUUUUUUCCUGCCUUCAUACUAAAUGCAAUCAUGAUGAUUGUAACUGCCCAGUAUGAAAAGUGUUGAAAAGCUCAUCUGGGCUAUAUGCAGGACAUUCUGAUUGCCGAACUACCUGGAACUUGUUCUGUAAAAUCAAAACAACUUUUUAUCAGGACUUAUAAAUUAGGAUUUAGUUGUUCUGAGAGGUACAUUCAGUUCUCAGAAUUGGAAGUUGUCUCUCUGUAACAAAUAAUUUGCUAUACAUUUCUCUGACCAGACUAUCAGUAAUUACUUCUCUAUUAAAACUAUCAUACAUCAAGUUCUGUAGCAUCCAUUGCACAGGUGUUACUCCUAAUGUACAAUCGUUUAAAUAAAAAGGCUAAACUACACCCCAAAUGACUAGGAAGAAUAGUUUUGCAAAAGUAAGCCCUUUUCUUUGCAUCAAAUAAAUCUAAAACAGACUUGGGAAAACUGCAAUGGUUUCCUAAAUUUUGCGUAAUCCAUAUCACACAGCAUCAAAUUAUUGAUCAUUGCGUCUUAAUUAUUAUUGUGUUUUACUUGUUUUGAGAAAGCCAAGUUCUUGGAGGUUACUACACUUUGUGCUGUGUUUUUAUUUUCUAUGCACUGAUUGAUUGAUUGUUUUCUGGAAAUAAAAAGUAGAUAUUUUAUCUCAACUAACCAGGUUUCUGUGGAUAAUGGGUUAAAGCACAAAUGCUUCUGUAACAAUCAAAGCAAACUGGUAAUUCAUAACUGUGAAAACGUACAUUUAAAUAUCAUCAAAACACAAUUCUGUCUUUCUUCAUGAAUGAAUGGAUCAGUAAAAAGUAUUUUGUACUUUCCUAUCCUUUCAUGCACCCAUAAGAAAGUUCUGUAACAGUCGGAUAUGUGAAUGUUAAUAUAAUAUUUUUAGUGUUUUGGAUAUUAAACUUUCUCAAAAUUUGAAACCAGAUCUGCUGGGACUCUGGUAAGCGAACAACCAGUUUAAAAUUGUAUUUUCUUAUGAUUUGAAAAUAAAACCUAUUUUUUUUAUUUCUUAGUCAUGAUUAA